Messenger RNA from Exaiptasia diaphana, 2079 nucleotides. RefSeq names its product protein psiM. The transcript has a single exon. Bases 249 to 1091 code for a protein of 280 amino acids. Lineage: Eukaryota; Metazoa; Cnidaria; Anthozoa; Actiniaria; Aiptasiidae. The record is from RefSeq and is a predicted model, not a curated record.
UGACGUCAUAUCGCGUUACUAAAAUUAGUCAAGAUGUCAGAAUUAAUAACAUCUCGUAUCCAGUCCCCACUCGUGUUCCAGUAAAUCUAUAAAUUUUGAAGAAGUCAGUAUACUUACUAUUUGAUUCAACUCAAAAUCAAUACAGAAUAAUCGUAGAUCGUUACCGAUUCGUUUUAAGCACCGUUGUAGGAACACAAUAAGAAGAGUUUGGGAUACAGGAAGCCAGAGGCUUGCUAUCGCAACUCGAGAUGAAAUGUUUUGUUAUCGUUUUUAUCGUAAUGGCGGUGAAAUGGUCUGCAGCAGAAACAAGUUGUCAAAAUGUUUUAGAUUGUAAAGGCACGUCAGAUGGCUACCAGAAUUGCUGCGUUGGUAAAUGUGUUUAUCAUAAAUUCUGUGAUGGCUACUGUUCUCAUAAAAGGCAUUGUGCACCCAACGAAAACUGCAUAAGCUAUCAAUGUUCGAAAGACGAGCAAGAUUGUCGAUAUCCGUAUGAGUGUUCGGGCUCCUACAAGAACUGCUGCAAUAAUAAGUGUGUUGGCCGUCGAUAUUGUGAUGAAUAUUGUUCUCGUAAAAGCGAUUGCUCAACAGAUGAGUACUGUAUUUCCAAUAAAUGUUCGAAAAGCAAACCUUUUGGAUAUUGUGAUUCAGAGAACACGUGUGAACACUAUCUUCAAUUCUGCAGUGUCAAUAACAAAUGCGAAUACUGCGAUUGUGCGAAGGGGGAAAAGUGUGGUACAGAUGGAAAAUGUCAGACCAAGGAUUCCAUGUCCUUCUCUCCUGCAUCUAUUGCUGGUUUAGCCGCUGUAGUAGUUAUCGGUAGCUGUAUAGCCUGCGGUAUAUAUUGYGGAUGUGCAAGAAGGAUUGGCAGACAGCCUCGAGCACAAUUACAACUACCAGCUAGUAGACAGGAUGUUUCUUUAAAUGUAGUACCUGAUGCUGAGGCAGUGGAGACACCAGCAAGUCCUCCUAUACUUCCUGGUGGACCUCCYCCUUAUCAUUCACUAGAACGGCUUGAUGUUACAGAAGAGCCUCCUCCUCCUUCUUAUGAAGAAGCUGUAAGGAAUUCACAUAAAAAUUUGAGUGCAGCGUGAUUACAAUUAUAGUCGAAUAUUAUAUGAAUGGUGUGCAAUGRACUUGUACCAGUGGCCACACAGCACAUAUAUUAAAGCCUUAAAAGGAAAAAAAAACUUCAGGUACUUUGAACAGCAAGCAUUGAUUAGGCUCUGCUUCAUGAUUGACAGAAUUAUAAGUGAGGUAACUGUACAUGAGAGAGUCCUCUUACAGACCUAAUUGAAAAAACAUUGUCAGAUCAUAAGAAGGGAAGUCAUUGAAGGCAGCAAUCAGGAUUUCAAGUACCCAUAAUAUUUGAACCAUAUUUGGCAUAAUUGGGAUAUAUGUUUCUUUUACUGCAGAGGCAAUCUUCUGCCACAAUUAAACACUGUUUAUAUUCUGACUCAUAAUAUCUGCCAUACCAUGUUCACUUUUGGUCUCUGAUAAUGUAGCCUGUUUGAACCUAAAAUGUUUUUCAAACAUAGUCUGUUUGAACCUAUAAUGUUUUUUAAACAUAGCCUGUUUGAACCUACAUGUACAUGUAUAAUGUUUUUCAAACGGGUGUAUUUGAAUGUACAUAAUUUAUUGUUUGGAGAUGAUUAGAGAAUAGAAUACCAAUAUUGAACUCAACUURAAAUAUUUGAUAGCCUUGGUGAAGCCAAAGUUGGCAGUAACAUAAAGUUUGUAUUGGCACUGAGGUAGAACAAUUUUUACACACAAAAAAGAUGUGCACAGCUUAUUACCACAAACAUUAAUAUAUAUGUAUUAUACAAAAUAGGUGCUCAAGAUAUUCUUAUCCCUUAAGUCAUUUUCUAUUGUUAAUCARUAUUAUUUAAAUGUCUGGUUGGUAUUAGUGUCAUGGAGUAAUUACAACUCAUGUGAUUUUCAAGUAAUAUAUUCCAUAUUAAUUUAUUAUUUCAAUUAGCUAUAAAUAAGAUAUAUUAAUCACAUGUAAAUAAUCAUUGGAAACUACUAAAUUUAUCACAUGACAAUAAUGUCUUGUAUAUUGAUUAAACUUCAGUAAAUAUC